UUUAAAUCGCGUUAACGGCUAAAUCAUUGACUCAUAUAUUGUCAAAUAUAAUAUCAAAGCACAUUUUCAGUCAGAUAGUGCGCGUAGCAGAUUAAUUAGUUUAAUACACAACUUGUGCAGUGUCGUCUGCUCAAUAAUGGAAGCUAUAAUUAGGUUAAUUAUCUAUUUUAUCGUAAUAUACCUUUUAUUCUAAGAAUUUUUAUUAUAUAUGGGUUUGAAUAAGCCCUGAAGGUCUUUAUUGAGCAGUAUAUAUAGAAAUAACGUCAAGUAUGCAGUAUGGCACUGGUACAUACGAUUAUCAGCGGAAUUUCGCCGGUUCUCCCGCUCCACGAGUUCGACCAGAAGCAGCAGGCAUUGCAGAUAAACACCGGGGAACUGCUAUGCACAAUUGUCUCAACCAACCUCAAAUAUCACAUUUUGGAAGAGCAAGCCAAAGUAUGAAUAUGGAAAAUGGUCCAAUGCGAUACAAAGGCAUAAAAUCACCAAUAUUGGUUGACCCUGUUUAUAAUGGCGGAAAAUAUUCAAACCGAAGUGCAAGACCGGUACCCAGGGUUCGUCCUGAGGCGCAAGAGGUGGCUGAGAAGUCAAAAGGAUGCAUGGGAGUUCUUUUCAAUAACUAUGGAAAGCCAGAUCCAUACGACUACUGCAACACUAGAGAUGAAAAUAUCAACCCUGAAAAAGGCCCUUUACGCCAAGCUGGAGUAAGAAGCCCUAUUUUAGUUGACCCCAUGUACAGAAAUGGGGAAUACUCGGGCAGGACCCCACGCCCGGUUCCGAGGGUACGACCAGAAGCAGAAGAGAUUGCUACAAAGUCAAAGGGGACAGUAGGGAACCUGUUUGUUACUAAUGAAAGAAGAUAUAAUGAAAUAUCUAAACCAAGAAAACAGGAGAAAAAUCACACUGCAGCUAACGUACGUCGAAUGCGUGAAAUACAGAGGAAUUCCAGGGCAAGGGAGCAGGAGAAGCAAGAGAAGAAGAACACCCCUGUGAAAGCUUUGUGGAAGUCAACACAAUAUGAAGGGGUGGAGUCAAAAGUAAAGAACUUUAUGCAGUCACCCCCACAAGCCCCACGUCCCAACACAGAGAGACCUCAUUCCGCACCAGCUGGGUCAAGAAGACAAGAAAACUUUAAUUCAGAGAAGGAAAAGUUUCAGCCAACCAGGUCACAAACACCAAGAGCUAGAAGUCCAUCCCCAAACUUUGUUGCACGAAACGCACGAGCUGCAAAAAGUUACGAAUUGAAACGCUCGCGGUCACAACUUGCCUUGAGAGAAUCUGAUGAGAAAUAUCAGCAGGGAUUGAAAAACUAUGAGGAAACUGUUAAAGGAAAGACACCAUCGUACCUCCGAUCCAGACAAAGACAAUGGGACAUGCAAGAAAGGGAUCGAAUACGAAACGCUCCCGACCCUACUGUGCCUGAAGGUCAUACAGUGUUGCCAGAUAAAGAAAGAAAGGCAACACUGACAACUUUACGCAAGUCCCUCCACUACAGUGAGCAUACCACGCUCACAAAGCUGCAACCAGACACAGAAUACUCAGGUUAUGAUUCAAGACAGUACACCAAUGCACAUAAUGUGUCUGACAAGCUACGAAAGCUCAGAAGAUCAUACAAGCUAGCAAUGGAGCAAUAUCCUAACAAUAAUAGCAACCAGAAUAACUACAAUCACCAAGACCCAGUAGUGAAUACACCAGACAGCAAUGACGAUUACAUUUAUGAUGAUUAUGGUGGAAAAAGUAAUGAAAUUUAUGAAAAUAACAAGAGAGCCGAAAUUAACAUUAACGCAACUGAUGGUAGUCCUGUGUAUGUAUACGCUCCAAAAACAAUAAACUACCGCCCAGAAAUACCAACACCACAAUACCCUGAAGACCCCUUUACUUCUGUAGAGCAGGAAGAAGAUGUUCCAAACACUGAAUACUAUUUUGAUGAACCACUUCAAACUUCGCCACGCAAAACAGUCACAUUCAGAACACCAAGCCCUGAUAAUGGUUACCAUCGUACCAGCUCUAUACUGAAACCCAGUGACCACUUUAAAAGCUCUGUACCCCUACCAAGUGAUCAUUUCGGAAGCUAUGUACUCCAAAACAGUGAUCAUCUUACUAAUUCAAUACCACGCCAUUACAGGAGUUCUAUACAUCAACCUUUUGAUAAUUACAAUGACUCCAUGCUUCAACCUAGUGGCUGCUCCCCAAACUCCAUACAUCCACUUAUUGGACGCUAUUCUUACCCAAUUGAUCAUCAUAACGACCAAAUGGGCUCUGUACCUCCACCCAGUGACCAUUAUGACGACUCUAUGCUUCAACCUAGUGCCGGUUUUUCAAAUAACCUACAGAGACCUAAUGGUAAUGACCAUAGUUGCUCUGUAGCCUCAACUAGUGGUAAAUACACCCACCCUAUACCUCCACCAAGUGACCAGUAUUCCGAAGCGAGAUAUCCCCGCCCUGUACCGCCAUCUAAUGUCCGUAAUCUUAUAACGACGACGUACCAAGAAGCUUUUGAAGGAAAAAAAGAGCCCAACAAGAGCUCUUGGAACGACACCGACUCUUACCCAUCCGUUCAGCCGACACUAUGGGAGUACGCAACCGGAAGACAGAGUUGGAGAAGCAGAUCAUGGAGGUAGACGAAGCUAUUAAGGUCUUCGAGCGUCCAAGAGUGUUUGUAAGACUUGGAGAGUGAAUUUUGUAACUUUUUCCAAUUUUGUCCAAACAAAGAACAUUCAAGAGCAAGGUGUGGGAUUGAGGGGUGGAUUUUGUUGCUCUUUUAUGCAUUUUGAAACCAAAGGGCAAUUUGUAAGGCUACAGCAAUGAAUAUUGUAAUUUUUCCGGCAUUUUUUAAACCAAAAAAUAUUCAUGGCAAUAUGUGGGACCGGAAAUAGGAUUUUUAUUUACUUUGUUUCUCUAUUUUCUAACACUGUAAGAGAGUCCACAGAGCAGGGGAGUAGCAUACAGAUGUAUUUGGGCUAAUAUGGUAUUGGUAUUUAUUAGCAAGUAUUGUAAUGAUAUGUUGUUCGAGACAUUUUGUUCCAAUUUAAUAUUUUUUUGUCCAACUUUGUAGGUAGUUUGUUUUUAUUUAUAUUUGGGUAAAGUAGAUAAAGUUUAAGUAUUUUGUGUGACAGAGCAAAUAUGUUUAAAAUAAUUAGUAAAAUGUAUUAAAAUGAUACUAGUAUUGUUUCUAUUGUACAAAUGUGGUGCUUUUCUGUACAAUAUGCACUUAAUUGCAUUUUCACUGUGCAGUGUUUUUUGGGGGUCUAAAACCAUGUAGUUUAUGUUCAGACCUAAAGAGCAUUACUUUAUGGAAAGUUUUAAAAUGACUUAGUGUACUUCCUAUUAAAUUAAAAAGAUACCUUAAGUAACCACAUAAAUAUGAUCAUUUUAUGUUUUUGUUCGUUCAAUUGUGUUGUUUAUAGUGUAGAAUUAAGUUGUUAUUUAUGUAUUGCAUUUUAAGUAAGACAAGUGAAAACAUGUACAACAACUAUCGUUGGAAUGACGAAUGUACGUACCAGACUUGCAGUAAAUGACACUGCUAUAUUUAUCACAUUAAACCAUCCACUUUAAGACUUGGAUAUUUAAAACCAAA
Messenger RNA from Ciona intestinalis (vase tunicate), 3574 nucleotides. The record is from RefSeq and is a predicted model, not a curated record. NCBI's taxonomy places the organism in Eukaryota, Metazoa, Chordata, Ascidiacea, Phlebobranchia, Cionidae.